GAGGCUGUACAGAAGUGUCCAGCAGACCAUGAAUUGAGCAGUGAUCCCAGACCGUUCAUGAGCACAGUGUGAGACGUGCCGAGACCCACCACCUAGCAAGCCCCCCGCCCCAGCACUGAAGACCCUCGGAGAAGAUGGGGAGGAAAAAGAUUCAGAUCCAGCGAAUCACUGAUGAGCGAAACCGACAGGUGACAUUCACCAAGCGGAAGUUUGGGCUAAUGAAGAAGGCGUACGAGCUCAGCGUGCUGUGUGACUGUGAGAUCGCACUUAUCAUCUUCAACCACUCCAACAAGCUGUUCCAGUAUGCCAGCACUGACAUGGACAAGGUGCUGCUCAAGUACACGGAGUACAACGAGCCCCAUGAGAGCCGCACCAAUGCCGACAUCAUUGAGACCCUAAGGAAGAAGGGUUUCAACGGCUGCGACAGCCCGGAGCCCGACGGGGAGGACUCACUGGAGCAGAGCCCCCUGCUGGAGGACAAGUACCGGCGCGCCAGCGAGGAGCUCGACGGGCUCUUCCGGCGCUAUGGGUCAGCUGUCCCAGCCCCCAACUUUGCAAUGCCUGUCACGGUGCCCGUGUCCAAUCAGAGCUCACUUCAGUUCAGCAAUCCCAGCGGCUCCCUGGUCACCCCUUCCCUGGUGACGUCAUCCCUCACGGAUCCUCGGCUCCUGUCCCCCCAACAGCCAGCUCUGCAGAGGAACAGUGUGUCUCCUGGACUGCCCCAGCGGCCAGCCAGUGCAGGGGCCAUGCUGGGGGGAGACCUCGGCAGUGCUAAUGGAGCUUGCCCCAGCCCUGUCGGGAAUGGCUAUGUCAGUGCACGAGCUUCCCCUGGCCUCCUCCCUGUGGCCAAUGGCAACAGCCUCAACAAAGUCAUCCCUGCCAAGUCGCCACCCCCACCCACCCACAGCGCCCAGCUUGGAGCACCCAGCCGCAAGCCUGACCUUCGGGUCAUCACAUCCCAGGGAGGAAAGGGGUUAAUGCAUCACUUGACUGAGGACCAUUUAGAUUUGAACAAUGCCCAGCGCCUUGGGGUCUCCCAGUCUACCCACUCGCUCACUACCCCGGUGGUUUCCGUGGCAACACCAAGUUUACUCAGUCAGGGCCUCCCCUUUUCUUCGAUGCCCACCGCUUACAACACAGAUUACCAGUUGACCAGUGCAGAGCUCUCCUCCUUACCAGCCUUCAAUUCGCCUGGGGGACUGUCGCUAGGCAACGUCACCGCCUGGCAACAGCCACAACAGCCACAGCAGCCACAACAGCCACAGGCUCCACAGCAACAGCCGCAACCACAGCAGCCACAGCCUCAGCAGCCGCAACAGCCACCUCAGCAACAACCCCACCUGGUCCCUGUAUCUCUCAGCAACCUAAUCCCGGGUAGUCCACUGCCCCAUGUGGGUGCUGCCCUCACUGUCACCACCCACCCCCACAUCAGCAUCAAGUCAGAACCUGUGUCCCCAAGUCGUGAUCGCAGUCCUGCACCUCCUCCUCCAGCUGUGUUUCCGGCUGCCCGUCCUGAGCCUGGCGAUGGUCUCAGCAGCCCGGCUGGGGGCUCCUAUGAGACAGGGGACCGGGAUGACGGACGGGGAGACUUCGGGCCCACGCUGGGCCUGCUGCGCCCUGCCUCAGAGCCUGAGGCUGAGAGCUCAGCUGUGAAGAGGAUGCGGCUCGAUACCUGGACAUUAAAGUGACGAUUCCCUCUCCCCUCCUCUCAGCUUCCCUGAUGAAGAGUUGACAAUCUCACCACCCACCCCUCCUAGUCCCGGGCUCCUCCCGCUCGACCCCACUUCCUUUCUUGUGCUCCAUGUCCUGUUGACGGUUACAUUUGUGUAUAAUUAUUAUUAUUAUAUUAUU
Messenger RNA from Elephantulus edwardii (Cape elephant shrew), 1851 nucleotides. It is a transcript of the gene MEF2D, whose product is annotated as myocyte enhancer factor 2D. Gene Ontology annotation, biological process: cell differentiation; positive regulation of transcription by RNA polymerase II. Gene Ontology annotation, molecular function: DNA-binding transcription factor activity, RNA polymerase II-specific; protein dimerization activity; RNA polymerase II cis-regulatory region sequence-specific DNA binding. The record is from RefSeq and is a predicted model, not a curated record. The transcript is spliced from 11 exons. NCBI's taxonomy places the organism in Eukaryota, Metazoa, Chordata, Mammalia, Macroscelidea, Macroscelididae. The coding region runs from base 135 to 1688 and encodes 517 amino acids.